Molecule: messenger RNA, 2647 nt
Organism: Cryptotermes secundus
Lineage: Eukaryota; Metazoa; Arthropoda; Insecta; Blattodea; Kalotermitidae
Gene: GCC88
Product: GRIP and coiled-coil domain-containing protein 1
Exons: 12
Coding region: 83-2254 (723 amino acids)
Cellular component (GO): Golgi apparatus
Source: RefSeq, a predicted model, not a curated record
UUGCCGUCUGUAUUGCAGGAGGUUUGUUUGUUUACCUUUGGCAGUUCAUGUUAGCAUUUACGUCAGACGACACCUAACAGAGAUGGAACAUGCAAGCAAAAGGGAAUUACUGGUUAUUGUAAACAAACAAAAGGAUCAAUUAAUUCGAUAUGAAAGUCGCCUGCGCGAUGUUGUCACUGCAUAUAAGGGACUGAUUAAGGAAAAAGAAGCCCUCGAAGCCAGCUUGAAAGCCUUAACUGUAUCCAGUACGUCUGACAAAUCUACUCGGGCAGAAAACAAGACCAGUAGCAAUGAAACAGAGAAGGAAGAGACCACUGCCAAUAGUGCUUUCACUUCGGAAGUGGAGGUUUCUCCUAAGGAAGAAACCAAUCAAAGUGAAGAAACUGUUGAACAUCUGCAUUCUCAGCUUGCUACUCUGAUGAACUCUCUUGCUACACUCUCUGCUGAGAAAUCUCGAAUGGAAGCAAGUUUUCAAGCAGAUAAGAAGCAACUCCGUUUUGAAAAAGAAGAGCAUGAGAAAGUAAUUAAGGAGCUACAGGAGAAAUACCAACAGUCCUUACGGCUUCAUCAAUCAGAAGUUGAAAUUUUAAGAUCUAAACUUACUACAGAACGUCAUGAACGAGAGAAGGAACAGAAUGAUCAUGGUGUUAUGAUUAGAGAACUGCAGAAGCUUUUGGCAGAAGAGCGCCGAUUAAAAGAUCAACAGGAAAAUCAAACAGAAGAACUAAGAACCAAGUUCACUCAAUUAGAAUCACAAUCUGGACAGAAGGAACAGUAUGAGAAGAAGCUUAGGGAUCUUCGUAAUGAACUGGAGGCAACUCGUAGGAAACUGAAGCGAGCAGAGGCCAAAGCAAAGGAAACCCCUCCAUUACUGUUGGAACUACAGGAUGAGAUGGCCAACAUGAAACUUCAACACCAGGCAGCAAUAUUUGAGGAGCAAAAGCGAGCUGCUGAUGCAGAGGAACGUGCCCGACGAUUGGCAACUGUUCAUGAAGAGAGGGUAGCAAACCUUGAGGCAAGACUGGCUGAACUGUCAGAAACAGUUGGAAACUAUGAUCGCCUAAGACAGCAAGAUCAAAUGGCCAUCCAAAAACUAAAAGAACAUAUUGCACAAGUAGACAUCGAGCAUUCAACUCUUUCUCGGAUAACACCUAAUAUGUCUGUGAUAGACUCAGAGGCAGAAUUAAAAGGGAAAAGUGAAGCAGAUCUGUGUCUUGAUGUACAGACUUUGGUGGACAAGAUCCUUUACCUUAGGGGACAACUUGUUUUGGCCAGUCAGCGUGCAGAGAAACCAGUCGAUAUACAUGAUAUCCUAAACAUUAAUGACUCCUUGGGCUUUAAAAAUAACGAUGAACAUAAGUCUUGUCAAGAAGAAUAUCAACAACUGAAGCAUGAGUUUGAACAGUACAAACAGUCACAACUACAACAGCCUAAUAAUUUAAGGAUGGAAGAGAGUUCAGUAGUUUCUUCGUUACAAACUCAGGUGAAGACUCUCAAAGAUCGAGUUCGCAUACUCAACAGUCAGUUGGAAGACACUGAUGCUGAGUGGAAGCAGAAAGUUGACGAUCUCCAGCAGCUUUUAAAAGCUGAGAAGAUGAAAUGUAAGGAAGAGCUGGCUGCAACUGAGAUGGACUACAGGGGCCGCCUAUCUUUGUUGGAACAGCAGCUGCAAAAACAAAGGGAAAGGUCUCUCAGUUUACUGGAGGAAAAAGAACAAGAAAUUCAAACUCUGAAAUCUACAUUUCAGAUGUUCUUGCCUGGAAACAUGAAACGUGGAUCUCCAGCAGAGUUACUAGAGACUAAGGAAACAGGUUCUGGAUCAGGAAAUGUGAUAGAUAGUUUGACACAGUUCAAUGAGGUGAUUAGAGGUCUGGGCCCCACAGGUGGGGGAGAAAAUCCCCACAUGUUACACUAUGCACAUGAGCUGGCUAGACGAAAUGUUGAGAUAUCAAACCUACGUAAGGCCAAGCACCAGCUUGAAAGUGCAUUCCGACAAUUUCAGAGGGCAGCAACCAUUGAGGAGGAAAAACAUCAGGAAGAAACAAAUGAGCUCAAAGAAGAAGUGGCAAGAUUGCAACGCUGUCAAUCACGUGAGGGAGCCAAUCUUGAAUACCUGAAGAAUGUUGUGCUGAGUUUCCUGCUGUCAACUGACUCCAGUUCCAAAAGACACAUGCUAAAUGCAAUUGCUGCUGUCCUCAAAUUCAGUUCUUCUGAGAUGGAACAAGUCAGCUGCACUCAUAAACCACCUGUAUAAGGAAAUAUUAAAUAAGGAAAAUCAAAGCUGUGUGGCUGUUAUACAGGUCCAUUUACAAAUGUUAGGUACAAGGUUCCAGUAUUCUUUAAUGCAGAAAUGAAGACUAUAAUUUUUGGACAAACACUACAGACAGGAGACAGUAUGAAAUGAUACAAGAUGUUUGGUACACCAAUGUGAAGUAUUAUAAUAAGACUUCGAGAUGAUUCUUUGCAUAGGUCAUAAGCAUAUUCAGCUGAUAUAUAUUGAGCCCACAUGAUCAUCUUCAAGUUUUGCAUAGUAAUUAUGUACAGAAAAUCAACAUAGAGUAUUUCAUGUUGGAGAGAAUAUAUUUUUAUAUAAAUAAAUAUGUGACAUGAAAUCUAUAUUUAAAAUAAAAAGGCAUGUGUAUAUUUA